GUUCAGGGUGUACAUACACCUGGAGCUGCGCGCAGCGUGCGGCGACCGCCUGGCAGACAUCGUCGGUGUUUCUCCGUUGUUCUUGGAUUUUCUGCCUCUGGAAUUGGCGAGGAACUCCGCAGGUAGUUCUCAAAGCUCCGAGAGUCCAUCCAUAAUUUUCGCGCGACAACGCUGCAGUGAAAGACGCUCGAAACUAGCCUUCCUCUUCCCGAACCCAAGCACCGCAUCCAGCAGGUCUAGCGAGCGAGAGGGGGGCUGGCACUCGCUCGAAUUUUCGCGGCCUUUGCGACAGCAUUCUGUGAAAGUGCACGAGACGAGGCAUAUCAGAGACCGAGGAGAAGUCUGGCUUUUCCCCACAAGGCUUUUCUGUUGCGCGAAACACCGCAACCUUUCGAAUUCCUCGCUGCAGUCGCGCGUUAAUCGCCCCCGCCGUGUCAUCGCUGUCAGGCUUUCCCUACCUUCCUCAACCCGGUGCGCUCCGCAUUUAUAGUCGAGUUCGUCAACUCGGCAGGCACAGCCAGGAGCUUUCUGCCUGCUUUCGCGACAAGGGAACGUGGAAAGGCCCCCAGCAGACGGACUCGUUUUCUCCACUUCUCUUGAAGGAGUGGAGUUGCCCCGUGGAUGUCGAUCAGGACGGUCUGACUGUCCACUGGGGUCGCUUUGAAGCAGUAUCACGCCGUUGUUCUUUUUUCUUUCCUUCCGUCUCUCCUUCCUUGUGUGCGGUUUCUGUCUCAGACACAGCAGCGAGAACAGAAACCGGGAGAAAUUCUUUUUGCAGUUGUCUCCUCCUUCCUUUUGCCUUGUGGUCGCUGCAGGGAUAUCUGUGCACGGGAAGCGGGAGAGCCUUGGGGUGGUUCUGGCCCGCGAGACCGCAUAUCCGUUCCUGGAAAUCAGCAGUGUUCCACGGCCUCUGUAUGCAACGCAAUUCAAAUCAUUCACCAGGCGGAGGGUCGCGAAGGCCUUCUGCAGCCCGCCAGGCCGCUUGCUCGCUUCCGUGGAAACACACCGCAGAUUCCGGCCAGUGCAGUUGUACCCUAGAAUAAACGAUACUUGCUUUGUCGCCUUUGCCUCUUCGCUAGUCCACCGCGUUCUUCCGUGCAACAUCUCCUGUCACGGCUCUCCCGGUUCUCGCCUCUCCGACGUCUCCGCAGAUCUGGCUACACCCUGUGGUGCAGGGCCUCGCUCGACCAGCCUUUUUCUCGGAGGCUGAGAAAGCACAUGCAACGACGAGGGGAGAUCGGCUUCGCCUUGCUGUCAUCUCCACCUGAACACCUGUAGCGCCAAAAUACAGUGCGACGUUGUUUGCAUGCGCCAUCGAAGGCUUCAACAGAGUCGCUGGAGAAUGGAGCCUCCCAUGACUUCUCCGUGCGUUUCGCCUGACGCCAUUGCCGAGGCGGGGGUCGCCCCCCUCGGCUCAAGUUCCCCAAGCGACGCUCAGAACAACGCGUCGUCGACGGAACUCCCCCACCGAACGCCUUCACCUUCUGCCGGUGGCCCAACUCACGCGCUGUCGUCCGAGCUGUGUCGCCAUUCCUCUCCUUUCCCUGCUCCUUCAACAUCUCUUCCUUCCUCCUCGCUUCACACACCUUCUUCCUCUUCUUCUCCUUUCUCCUCGCGUUCUGUCCAUUCCCCUGAGGAACUGGCGCGUUUCAUCGCGACGGCAGCCAUCACCUCGUCGCUGGGGUCUUCGGGCGGAGAUUUCUCUCCUCGCGGGCCGGCUGUGUUUUCAUCCCUUUUGGAGCGAUCCCAAACUCUGCGGGAUCGCCUCGGCUCCCCGCGGGUCGACUCGGAAGCGGCGGCUCCUUCUCGGCAUCUCCUUUUUUCUCCUCUCUUCUUCUCCUUUCAAGCGUCCCCCGCGGGCGCCUCCAGGCGUGCUCAGCAGCGCCGCGAAGCCGCCCUCAGGACUCGCGCCAGCCGAAGCUGCUGGGAGCCUGAAGAUGACGACGCUGCCGGCUGCUUAAUUACGCGGGCAAAUGCGCUGCCUGGUUCGCGCAACUCUUCAGAUGGUUCUGGGCCUUCCUCUCCGCAGCGAAGAUCUGACGCCGAGUGCCGCGUAUCAGCCUUCGCCUCUGGAGCUUCUGCCUCCCAGCCCAGACUCGCACAGACCUCAGGAGAAAUAAUGGCUGCCACCCAACAGCAGUCCGAUACGCGCUUCAAUCAGCGUAGGGACCCCACCUCCUCACACAGACUCUCCUCCCCCUCUCAGCUGUUUCCUCCCUCAGCUUCUGCGUCUUCCUCCCCAUCUCCCUCCUCACCGCCAUCUUCCUCCUCACCGCCAUCUUCUUCACCUUCAUCCUCGUCUUUCCCUUCGUCUUUGGCCUCUGUUUCGGAUCCUGAGGAGGCAGUUCGCGUGGCGACCGAGGCGUUCGAGGCGCGGUACGGACCGUCGCAGUCUCCGCGCCGUGCGUCUUUCCAUGCGCGGCUGCUGGCGAGUUUGGCCGGACAUGCGGCGAGCCAGAAGCCGCGGCUGCUCCUUACCAGCUGGCACCUUCCCGCAGAGAUCUCCAGGCGCCUGCGAAACCCCGGAGAGCCGCACGCGCCACCCUCGAACCUCGCCGGACAACCUUCCGCUCGAGCUUCCUCCUCCUCAUCUUCCUCAUCCUCAUCUUCCUCAUCCUCCUCAUCUUCUUCAUCCUCGUCUUCCUCCUCAUCCUCCUCAUCUUCCUCAUCUUCAUCCUCAUCUUUCUCAUCCUCCACCUCAUCUUCAUCAUCUUCCUCUUCGUCUUCUUCCUCUUCUUCAGAAUCUGCGUGUGUGUCUCUGGCUUCUUCAGCUUCUCGACCUGUGGAAUCCGCUCGAGGGUCUCUGGCGGCCGAAGGCCUCUCCUCGUCUCGGCGCUCUACGCAGACUCUCGCGACUGCGGAGACGCAGUCCCAGCGAGAAGGGAAUGCUUCUUCUCCGAUCUCGCUGUCCUCUGCUCCGCCGCCUGAACCUCUCGCUCCCGUCCUGAGGAGACCAACAACCUCCCUCAGCGCAGGGCCUGAGGCCUCCGCGGGUGCGGCGGGUGUGCGUACUCCCGGGGAGAGCGCGUCGCAUGCAGCGGCUGUCGUUUCGCGCGCCGCAUCUUUUUUUUCUGGAGAGACGGCGAGUGCGCCUCUGCACCAAGUCGCGGAGCUCGCAGGCGGGAGACUCGGCAGGCAACUGUUGCUUCGGCAGUCGCAGCUGAUUCUUCUCCUCGGCCUCCACGGCCUGGCGCGCGAGCGGGAGACAGCCGUCGGCCUCGCGCUCCCGCAAAACGCCAGAAGCAUCGAGUGUCUGCGCAGACGCUCCGCCGCGUUCGCCUCCGCCACGGCGCGCCGCGCUGCAGCGCUGAACCCACACGGCGGUCUCCGCAGGGAAGCCGCCGCUCCGACCCGGGGUGUACGUACACCCGAGGACGCACGCGGACGGCCCGGCGCAGAGCCGCAGGGGACAGGAGCGGCAGGCGGGGGCGAGGCGCCCAGGGUGCGACGCAUACGCGGCGGAGUCAACCUGAACCUGAGAAAGGCCGAAAGGGCAGUGGCGGUCGCCAGAGCCAGCAAGAGUCGCCUCGACCUCCUCACGCGCGACUACCUUCUCCUCGCUCUCCAAGUCGCAUUCGCGUCUCUCCACUGGCGGCUUCCUACGCACUUCUCCCGGCUUCUUCGCUGCUCGGAGCACGGGCGAGGCAAACCCCCAACGAAGACGCAUGCAGCGGAGAGCGAGCGAAUCUCCGGGGGUUCUGCGACGGACGCGAGGCCUUUUUCCCCUCGUCCCCGCGCGCCGCGGAACUCUGCACUCCGGCAAGAGAGGCCCGCACACCGAGACGAGAAACUCCGAGUCGGUGCAUGCACAGACUCCGAGUUCGCAAGUCGCCUCGGGACUGCGAGGGGAGCUUCAGUGCAGGUGGAGGAGGCGCUUUUCCUGCGGACGGUCGACGGUCGGCUGCUACGCCUUUCGGACUCUCCGGCGCUCUGCGCGAACGCGAGAGACGCGUGUGGAGAAGGCGAGAAAGGAGACCUCCACGGCGACUCCUGGCCCUCGCUCUGGGUCUCCGAAGAUAAGCCGAGGUGCUUCGCGUGCAACGCCUCUCCAGCAGAGUGUGCAUGCCCCCGCUUCUCUCCGCGCUACGCCCUCAUUGCCGAGGAUGAACCGACUUUGGCGCUGAUUCUAUUGCUUCUUCUGGAAGCCUCGCCUUCUCAGUCUCUCACCAUGGCGGACGUCGACGCGCUGCUCGUUCUGCCUCGGGGUGUCAUCCGCUGCGGCGCCGGUGCGGCUGGAGGCAGAGACGCAGUGUGCUCGGUGUUUCCUCUCCCCGCUGCGGAGGAUCUCGGCGCCGCUUCUCUCUCUGGCGCUCCUGAGAGAAAGAAACGCAAAUCUCUUCCCAGUUUGUCCUGCGAUCGUCUCUCCCUCUUCCCCGCUCCUUCGUCCUCUUCUUCAUCGUUCUCUUCUUCCUCUUUUUCGUCUCGUCUGCCUUCUUGUCAGGCGCAAACCGAUUCGGCGUCCUCUACUUGUGGCGCAUCGAAGUUCGCAAACGCGUCUUCCUCGUCUCUCCUGCGACAUCACUUCCGCGCGGUGCCGGACCCCGAGCUCGCGCAUGCAGCGGCAACGCUUGCGAGGCUCGACCGCGUGUGCCGCAAGCGGAAGUGCGACGUUGGCUUCGUGGCCGUGUCCGAGGACCGAGUUCGGCUUAUAUGCGAAGACCGCGCGGCGCUGAAGCGGAAGCUGGAGGCGCACUUUGGCGUCUCCAUGUCGAGCCUCUCUCCACCGUUCUCUGUCUCUUCAGCGGGGAGUGCGGUUGCGGGCGAGGCUCACGAAGGCACACGCAGAGAGCAGGCGAAGGACGGCGAGAAGAAGGUUUCUCAGGCCGCGACCGACGAGGGAGAUCCACGCAGGAAGUCAAGACGAGGCUGCGCAGUCGACGAAGAGGGGAAACGCGAGAUUGGCGAGGUAGGGGGAGAGCAGAAGGCGGGGAAGAGUGGUAAGAGACGUAGCGAGGACGAAGAGUCUUUUCGACAAGCAGUCGGCAGAAGAGAUGGCGACGAGACGCCAUUUCUCCAGAUGCACACGACGGGAGAAGAACAGUCAGGUGUAUCGACAGCAGGACGUCGACGAGGGUUUCGGCGUGGUUCUGUCCUGGGGUCUGAGGGCCUCGAGCGUCGGUUUCUACAAGAGCUCUCCGAACAUAGGGACCCGGUCGAGAGUCCUGGCAAACCAUCUUCCCCGUCUCCUGCUGUUGUGCCUGAGAAACAGGCAGAAGGCGCGAGCAUUAGUGCUGCGAGGGUGGCUGCGCAGGAUCCACAGACAGAGCGACGCGCUGCAGAGAGAAGAGCGGCACCUUCGAAGCCAGGCGUCGCCUCGAUCGACGCCCAGUCGCAUGCAGUCACCCGGUCUGUCCCCCGCGUUGUCCUCUCAGACUGGGUGCAGCCGCGCGUCUGCGAGAGGCGCCGCGGAUGGCGGUCAAGCGAGCAGUCAGAUCGAGGAGGCAUGAGCGCAGGUAGAGGAGGCGACGCAGUCGUAAAGGGCGGAGCGAAAGAAACUCCGUGCCGGGAAGAGGCGGAGAAGGCCCCGCACGUGCAGGACAAGGCGGGAGAUGAAGAGGGGGAGCGACUUGGACGAGAAGAAGAGCUGGUGGGGUAUCGGGGAUCGAUGCCGCACUGUGUUUUGAGAGAAGAGAAGAAGGAGUGGAAAGAGCGACUGGUGUUCGGACUCGAUUCAGAGAAACUUACGAAAAAAAGGAAGAGGGGCGGAUCGGAAAACACCGAGAAGCCGGAAGGCGAGCAGCUGCGGAGCGUCGAGGACGCCUCGCUGUUCCUGGAAACAACCAAGAAAAAGUCAAAGUCUCCUCUCUCCUCAGUUGCUUCUCUCUUCUUUUCAUUUCUUCCUUCUCCGCUCUCGGGCGCGCUUUCCUCGAACAUCCGCGACGCUCUCCACCAUGCGCGACGGUCCGUAGCUCGACCCCUCUCUGCAUUCUGUUCUCUCUCUUCUCCUUCUCUUUCUUCUUCUCUCUCUUCUCCGUCUUCUGUCUCUUCCUCGCCCUGUUCUCUGUCUCCUUUCUCUUCGUCGAAUGUGACCGACAGGGCUUCUACAGCCGCGUCGCACUCUCCACCUCGCAGACUGGCCUCCGCCUCGGCUGCGCCCACGCCUUCUCGGUUUUCGCAUGCAAACGCAUCUUCUCUUACGCCGCAGGCACCUCCCGACGGAGAGCGGCUGUGUCUCUCUUGCGUCCCCGCCUCCUUUUCUCCUUCCUCCCCUUCCUCCUCUUCUGAAAAGCGAAGGAGGCUGGAAAGCGUUUCUGGGGACAGGGCGCCCAGGGACGAGGCCGCGCAGCGAGAACGAAGCCUGACGGCACCGACCUGGAGCGCCGAGGAGCGAAAGCGAGCAAAGCGGAGAUCGGGGAAAGACCCAGAAUCGGAGCCUGCUGCCCUCAAUGCAGAAUGUAUGGGCGCAUGCAUUAGCGCUUGCAUGCAACCGCGAAAACUUCCGGCCCUCGCCAUUGUUGAUCGCGCUAGACUCUCCCCGGCUGAGCUCCCCAAGUACCUGCGGGACCACUUGGAAGAUGCAUGCAGUUCGGAGACGCUCUCGCUUGACUUGGACGAGGUAGCUGGUGGAUCUUUUCUGAAAGACGCGCGAAGGGAGGCCGGGGAGAAGCGGCGCGGCCUGCUAGUCGAGAGGAGAAUCCGCGCGCAGGGCGUCUCGCCCCUGACUAGACAGUUGGGGACAAUCUCAGGGACUCUACUGCCGUCCGUUUCUCGCCGGCAGGCUCGCGGUCUGAGCGAGAUGCAACAAGCUGCAUCUGCUUCUCUCGCGUCUCUCCUUUCACUGUCGAGGCCCUCCCCGGGGGCGCUCUCCGGACGAUAUACGCGGGAGCUCUCCGUCUCUCCCACUGAAUCAGGUCUGCCGCAAGCGUCUCCCCCUCUCCGCAGCGCCAACACAACUGUCUCUUCUUCAUCGUCGCCUCUGUCCUUUUCACCUGCCUCGUCUGCGUCUUCUUCUUCUGCGUCUUCCAUGGAUUCGAAUGGUGGGUCGAGCGCUGGCGCCGGGGCGACUUUGUCCGGUUCGGGCCGUUCUCCUAAUAUAAGCCGAAUUGCCUCGGCGUUCGAAGAGGAGGCGCGCCGGCGCGGCGAGAGUGACGGGCUGGAGGGGCUUGCGGGGCGCUGGUGGUUCGUGGGCGGCAGGGAGGAGAGGGAGGGUCGGCGAGAUCCGGGAAGAGUCGAAGGCGAAGAAUCGGGCAGAUUUAGCGAGGAUCCGUCUGAGUCUGCCGCGAGUCUGGGCGCCGCUGGAGUCGCAGGGCGCCUCCACACUCUGCUCGAGUCUCUGAUCGUCGACCUGUGGACUCGCGGCGCGACGGCGGAGCGCUCUCACAGGCACAGGGUGAGCAGGAGCCUGCGCCAAGGUUCAGGAGACACCCCGGAGACAGUUCAGAUAGAUCAGGAGACUGUUCAGAGAGAUCCGGAGACAGUUCCGAGAGACCUCGAGGCAGUUCAGAUAGGGCCAGAGAGAGAUCAGGAGGCAGACGAGGCAAAUCGGGCGAUGGGUGAAGAGACAGGUGAAGUCGGUCAGGAGGUCGAGGAGGAGACAGGUGAACCGGAGGUGGGCGCUGAGGUCUCUGGAGACUCGACGGAGCGAGGCUCACCACAGCAGCAGCCUCACGCGUUUGUUCUGCCUCAGAGGCGAGGGACGAGCGUAGACGCGGACGAGGCUUCAAGUUCGUCGGACAGCUCAGACUCGCUCUCCGAUGCCGACGCGAGUGAGAGUGCUGACAGUCUCGCGGAAGAAGACGGCGAGUUGGAAGGAGGCGACGAAGCCUGGGACUUCACCUGGGCCACAGAGGACAGUUUGAGUCAGGCGAAUUCCGGCGCCAGCCCUGAGGAAGACUCCAGCGCUGGCGAGGGAGACGACAUUUACGAAGACGACUACGAAGAAGAUGACGAAGAAGACUGAGGGGGGAGGAGGAUUUCGGUUGAGGUGCAGGGGACAAGCCGGAGAUUUUGGGGCUUGAGACGAUCCUGAGGAGAAACGUCUCUGGAGGAACGAUCCGCCGGGGUUCUUUCGACCUCCCGGAGGUCGCGAGGUGUUCUCUGCAUGGCUUGUGGCACAAGCACAACGGUGAACGCCGCCACCGCGAGAAAGGCGUCGAAAUCAAGAGAACGCAAGUUGCUUCCUGAAUCGACGUCUGCGAUCACUGUGUUCGUUUUGUGUCUUCUUGUGAUGCAUAGUCGCUGAUACGCGACACGGCUGCGUUUGAGAAACAGGAGGCCGCCAAGACUCAACUUGUGUGCUGGAGAACAAGCCGCUGUCGAUUCUUCGCGCGCAAGGGCAUUUGGGCCGGGGAACGUUUCUGCCCGGUUCCUGCGUCUUGCCUGCAAACCAUCGUUUUCGGCGCUUGCUUGAAAAAGUCUUGCAGGCCGAAAGACAACCACAAGUACCACAGGAAACACUGACCGGAACUGCUCGAGUUUGCUGCACAUCCGACCCACAUAACAGUAGGCAAGGGCGUAGAUGGUAAAACGUAGGCUCCUGCGAUAGCACUUCAACAUGCUGCGGCAUCAAGGUUACUCUCCACUUCGACUAUGUUCGAGGCGUAUUCUGUGAUUUUCUGUUUUUUGUUUGCUUCCGUUCGAACAGCAAGGGCAACCGUUUCGCUCGGACUUUUUCACUAACGAACGUUGACGCGUCAGGGGAAAACGGUGUGAACAGCAACGAUGAAGUGUCGUCGUCGCCAGUCCCACGGUAGAGAGAUGCGCCGUCUGAGACGCAUGCACUGAACAGGCUUCGUCUGGAAAUACGAGUAUCCGGACAUUUUGUAGGAAUCGCGGCAAAGGGGCGAAGAGUCCGAUAGAAGCGUAGACUCGCGCGGCGGCGAAAGCUGGAAAGCAGGGGUGCUCUGGGCUAUUGAUGCCGCACUGUCAG
This is a messenger RNA of Toxoplasma gondii ME49, 8869 nucleotides long. RefSeq lists its product as hypothetical. The record is from RefSeq and is a predicted model, not a curated record. Bases 1307 to 7900 code for a protein of 2197 amino acids. NCBI's taxonomy places the organism in Eukaryota, Apicomplexa, Conoidasida, Eucoccidiorida, Sarcocystidae. The transcript has 6 exons.